GCAAAUUGCAGCAAUGGAUUCACAUAGUUUGCAGAAUGUAUCUAGAUCUCUUCCAUUGCAGCUGGAUCCAAAGCGUUUGCCUCGGCAUGUUGCUGUGAUACCUGAUGGAAAUGUCCGCUGGACCAAAGCCAAUGGCCUCUCCGCUUAUAAGGGUCUUUCGGUUCUACGAGACAUUGCUCGGAUUUCCAACCAGUGGGGGAUCGAAGUAUUAACGGCAUUUGCAUUCUCCACCGAUAACUUCAAGAGACCAAAGGCAGAGGUUGAGUUCGUGCUUGAGCACCUGGACAACAUGUUCACGCUUGAUCACCCAAACACAGUUCUCAAGGAUGGGCUCAAAGUUCGCUGCAUUGGAGACAUGUCCAAGCUUCCAAGGUCUCUACAAGCAAAGAUCUCUGAGGCACACGAGAUGACUCGAGAUAGCAAGGAUCUGAAGUUUAUAUUGGCUAUUGCCUAUGGCGGCUGGGAAGAUGUUCUCCAGGCUUGCCAACGAAUAGCCUCUGAAGUUGAGCAAGGAGUUGUCAAGGCAAAUGAUAUUGAUCAGUGCUACUUAAGGAAGAAAAUGCUGCUCACCGAGUGGGAUGAGGAGGUCGGUGACCCCGAUCUACUGAUUCGCACCAGCGGGGAGCAAAGAUUGAGCAACUAUCUAAUGAACAACUUGAGUUACACGGAAUUGGUAUUUACUGAGAAGCUUUGGCCAGACUUCAAUGAAGAAGAUUACGUGAAAGCUGUGGUGGAGUUCCAGGAAAGAAACAGGCGAUAUGGACGACAUGAUAAUUAAGUCUGCGCUUUAACGCUUAUC
This is a messenger RNA of Selaginella moellendorffii, 799 nucleotides long. RefSeq names its product isoprenyl transferase. The record is from RefSeq and is a predicted model, not a curated record. Gene Ontology annotation, biological process: polyprenol biosynthetic process. Lineage: Eukaryota; Viridiplantae; Streptophyta; Lycopodiopsida; Selaginellales; Selaginellaceae. The transcript is spliced from 2 exons. The coding region runs from base 14 to 778 and encodes 254 amino acids.